GAUACUAUUGAUCACUCUACCUGUUCUUCCGACAGAUAUCUCUACUUUUCUCUUCAGCACGUACAUAAGGUUAGUGGUAUUGGUACAGUUCCCGUUAGGAGUGCAAAAAAUGGUAUCAUUAAAGCUAGUAUGAUAGUUAAUUUCGCAUUCGAACCAUCCCUGUCAGACGCUGUUUCUUCAAAUCAAAAAAAAAAGAGACUCCCUUGUAUCGCCAUAUUAAACACGGUUUCCUUUUUAUUAAGGAUUUUAAUUAUUGUGGUUAAAAAGUCUAAACAUAGAUCUCUGUUCGUCUAG
Molecule: messenger RNA, 294 nt
Organism: Phycomyces blakesleeanus NRRL 1555(-)
Lineage: Eukaryota; Fungi; Mucoromycota; Mucoromycetes; Mucorales; Phycomycetaceae
Exons: 1
Source: RefSeq, a predicted model, not a curated record